Messenger RNA from Aspergillus terreus NIH2624, 651 nucleotides. RefSeq names its product sugar O-acetyltransferase. The coding region runs from base 1 to 651 and encodes 216 amino acids. NCBI's taxonomy places the organism in Eukaryota, Fungi, Ascomycota, Eurotiomycetes, Eurotiales, Aspergillaceae. The transcript has 3 exons. The record is from RefSeq and is a predicted model, not a curated record. Gene Ontology annotation, molecular function: acetyltransferase activity.
AUGGAUCUCUCAGAAGCUGGACUGCAGCUUAAUCGCGAAAGGAUGAGCCGAGGGGAACUCUAUUACGCAUUCACCCCCGAUCUCAUCGCCGCACGAGCUCGUUGCGUACGGGCGUGUCGCCGAUUCAAUGCAGCGGAGGAUGUCUCUCGCCGGCGUCUGGUAGAACUAUGGAAAGACAUCAUUCAGGAUACUACACCUUUGCCUCCCCCAAAGGACGACCCAACGGAGGAUGAAGCCCAGCUGCGGCGGGAGCCCUGGGUUGACGGCCCCAUUCGUAUGGACUACGGGUAUAACGUGCGGGUCGGGGAAGGCACGUACAUCAAUUCCAACUGUGUCAUCAUUGAUACCUGUAAGGUGAAUAUUGGGGCUCGGGUGCUCUUCGGCCCCAAUGUACACCUGUACAGCGGGACGCACCCCGUGGACCCUCACAUCCGCAACGGCUUCGAGGGCCCGGAGACAGGCAAGGAAAUCAACAUCGGGGAUGAUUGUUGGAUUGCGGGGAACGUGACCAUCUUGCCUGGAGUGACGGUCGGGAAUGGGUCUACGGUUGGGGCGGGAAGUGUAGUCACAAAGGAUGUCCCUCCGUAUCAUGUUGUUGCGGGUAACCCGGCCAAGAUUAUCCGGAAGAUUGAGACUUCAACGAGCUCGUGA